Molecule: messenger RNA, 1132 nt
Organism: Linum tenue
Lineage: Eukaryota; Viridiplantae; Streptophyta; Magnoliopsida; Malpighiales; Linaceae
Source: the annotation of a GenBank genome assembly
AUGGAAUGCAGAACGGCCGCCCACGAAGCAGGAGCCAUCGCCACUUGGUUCGACGAUGAGCUCAUCGUGAGACAGCUUCUCGACAAUGACUUCGCUUUCUAUUCGCCACCAGGACCAAACCCAAUCCCCGCCGAAGAAUUGGCAACUACCCAAAUCAUGCAGUCUACUCUGCGUUCACCGCCGACGGUUCAGGAAAUUCAAGCCCAAUGGAUGAAUCAGCAACCCGAAUCAGUGUCUGAUUCUGGGUCGGUUUUGGUUUCUCCUUCCAGGUUCGAAUCGCCAAUUCUGAAGAUAUCCAAUUGCGCUUUCUCUGGGGAUGCUCUGUUUCCGUUCUUGAAAAAAACAGAGUUCCUCUGUUUUUUAGCUUUCUUUUGGGUUAAUUGCAGAGUUAGCUUGCGUGAGAGGGGAAUUAACAGAAUCGACAGCAACAAGUACACUGUGAAGCUCAAGUGGUGCGAGAAUGGAAUGGCGGAUGACGGCUAUAAAUGGAGGAAAUACGGACAGAAGUCCAUCAAAAACAGCCCCUACCCCAGGAGCUAUUACAAAUGCACAAAUCCACGGUGCAGCGCCAAGAAGCAAGUGGAGAGGUCGAGGGACGAAGAAGACAUAAUCAUCAUCACCUACGAAGGCCUCCAUCUACACUUCGCUUACCCCUUUUUCCCGGCCAUCCCUGACGGCGGCGGCGAUAAUCCUCCGACGCCGAAAAGGCCCCGAACAACUUCCCCGGGAACAGAGUCAGGAGAACGAUUCCGGGAAGAACCGCGGCCAGGGACAGAGUCGGCAAGUUCAGUUCUGACUUAUGGUAAUGGCGGAGAUUCUGAUGGAUUGUUUUUUAUGAAUGCCGCUCCCCAGGGACUGCUCGAAGAUUUGGUGCCGUUUGUGGUCAGGAACCCGGCGCCGUUGUUGUCAUCCUCUUACGCUGGUGACGGUGUUAGUAAUAAUAAUAGCCUCUGCUCCAACUCUUCUAGCUCUUGUUCGUCUCACCGGUCUUCGUCGGUUACUUCUUCGCCUUCUUGCUUUUCUUGGUCACCGGAAUCCCUAUCAUUCCUGUGACCGAUGUUGGACCAACAUCAAAUUUAGUUGUAUAUUUAGAAUUUAGGUCAAUCCAUAUUUUAAUUAGGAUUUCUGGAUA